CCGUGAAUCUGCAAAAUCACAAAAAUCCAAAAAACCAAAUCUCUCUCUUUCUCCUCUCUCGGUUAGUCAUACACAUAAACCAAAACAAAAAAGAAAUAAAAAAACUCUAAAAGGCUGGUCCUUCUCAAGUGUAAAGACUGAAGAGCCACAAUCAAAUGGAUUCCCAUUCCCAUCUACCCCAACCUCCAUCGUCGCCAUCAUCACCGUCGGCACAUCCACAGCCCUAAAUCCCACCUCCCACAAUUCAUCUGAAAAUACCCAACACUAAUCACAAUUUCCAACAACCAUGAAGGUCAUUUUGGUCAUAGUCUCACUCUUGCUCUUCAACUCCCUCCUCCUCUGCUACUCCAUUGAAGACAACGUCGCAUGCCUCGAGGGCGUCAAGUCAUCGUUCACCGAUCUAGAAGGGCGGCUGAGCCAAUGGGACCUUGCCAACAGGUUGGUGACCUCCAUCUGCAAGCUGGUUGGCGUUACCUGUUGGAAUGAGAAGGAGAAUCGCCUCAUCAGCCUCCAGCUCCCGUCAAUGUAGCUCGUCGGCAAGCUCCUGAAGUCUCUCAAGUUCUACCACAGCCUCCAGAGCUUGGAUCUCUUUGGUAACUCUCUCUCCGGUUCGAUUCCUCCCCAAAUCUGCAACUGGCUUCCAUACCUCGUAACCCUAGAUGUUUCUGGCAACUCUCUCUUCGGUUCGAUCCCGCCGGAGAUCGCCAAUUGUAAGUUCCUCAACACUCUAAUUUUGAACGACAAUCGCCUCUCCGGUACCAUGCUCAAUCUUAGUCGCCAGAUGGCAGCCCUCGAGGGCACAAAGGCCGCCUACUGCACGUCCUCAGGGAUGUCAACCAUAUCCUCCAUCCUGCUCCAGCUCGUCAACAGCGGGGAACACAUCGUAGCCUCAAGAACCGUCUACGGAGGGACCCAUGCCCUCAUGUCUCACUUCUUCCCCAGGGCAUGCAACAUAACGACGACAUUUGUGGACAUCAACGACAUGGACAUGGUGAAGAAUGCUAUUGAGGCUGGGAAGACCAAGGUACUCUAUUUCGAAGGCAUGUCGAACCUAACUCUCAUCGUCGCCAACAUACCGAAGCUCAGCCGUAUCGGCUACGAGAAGGGGGUCAAGAUUGUGGUGGACAACAUAUUUUCUCUCAUGGUUCUAUCUCCGGUGAAACUUGGUGCUGACGUUGUUGUUCACAGCAUUUCCAAGUUUAUUAGCGGUGGUGUUGAUAUUAUUGCAGGUGUUGUGUGCGGACCUGCAAACCUGGUGAACUCAAUGAUGGAUCUACACAAAGGCUCCUUGAUGCUCCUGGGUCCCACAAUGAAUGUCAAUGUGGCAUUUGAGCUCUUUGAGAGGAUUCCCCACCUAGGGUUGAGAAUGAAGGAGCACUACCACAGGGCAAUGGUUUAUGCCUAAAGGAUGAAGAAGAUGUGCGAAAACAAAUUUGAAACUUUGUAUUUUGAUAUGAAUACGGGAGCUAAGAUCCUAUCUGUUGGUCUUGGAACAUGGAAAGCUGAACCAGGCGUGGUCGGUCAAGCUGUCAUCGCAGCAGUCAAGAAUGGCUACAGGCAUAUUGACUAUGCAUCAGUACAGUGUGGCGUCACAACAAUGAUGUUUGGAUCUGCAAUGGUCCUCUUCCCAACUUGAUUGGGUUACAACGAAGAAGAUAAGUUUUUUUAUUAUUAAUCAUAUUAUUAUUGUCUGCCAUCUGCCAAAAGAAAAAAGAGAAAGAACAGGAGUGGGAGAAACAAAAGCAGAAAAGAAAAAGAAAAAGAAAGGCUGCAGAUGAGUAUGUCUGCAGGUGAAAAGAAAAAGCAUGCAUUUAUCCCCCAGAUUCCACCACAAAAGCACAUGGGUAAAGGAUGGGUACCUCAGAUUCAAAGCCACUAAUGCAAUUUGACUCCACCACUAGUCCUACGCACCUCAGAUCCCAUCUCUGCGAAUAACACUGGAAAAGCAAAAGUAGAAAGUAAAAGAGGGAAUUAUAGGCGUGACCCAUUGAGCAGAGGGUCGGAUUUAUUUUUGAAUGAUAUAAAUUUUUUUUCGUAUCUUUCGGAGAUAUCUGUAUAACCC
Messenger RNA from Malus domestica (apple), 2062 nucleotides. Its product is annotated as methionine gamma-lyase-like. The record is from RefSeq and is a predicted model, not a curated record. Lineage: Eukaryota; Viridiplantae; Streptophyta; Magnoliopsida; Rosales; Rosaceae. Gene Ontology annotation, cellular component: cytoplasm. Gene Ontology annotation, molecular function: carbon-sulfur lyase activity; pyridoxal phosphate binding. Gene Ontology annotation, biological process: transsulfuration.